Messenger RNA from Chlamydomonas reinhardtii, 4881 nucleotides. RefSeq lists its product as uncharacterized. Lineage: Eukaryota; Viridiplantae; Chlorophyta; Chlorophyceae; Chlamydomonadales; Chlamydomonadaceae. Gene Ontology annotation, molecular function: monooxygenase activity. The coding region runs from base 48 to 3938 and encodes 1296 amino acids. The record is from RefSeq and is a predicted model, not a curated record. The transcript has 15 exons.
CGUAAUCACAUACCCUUAACGCACCGACCUCUCCGUCGCUGCAGCGCAUGAGGCGCAUCUUCGGCCGCAAGCGCCGGCAGCAGCAACAGCAGCAAGAGGAGCAGCGACGCAAGCUCGAACAGCAGCAGCAGCAACCGCAACAGCAGGCGGAGCGGCCGCCCCUGCACGGAGGGCCCUCUGCGGCGGCUGCAGCAGCGCAGGCGCCGGCGGGGCCGACGACCGUGUCAGCAGCGCCAACGCUCGCCGCACACCCCAUCGCAUUCCUGCCUCGGUCUGCAUCCUCGGGUUCUGCUACUGCCGCUGAGGAGUCCCCUGGCGAGGAGGCACACGGCCGAUCGCAGCUACAGCCUGCGCCAGCUGCUGCUACUGCCGCUACUGCCGAGGGGCUGGGGCAACCCGCCGAGGCAUCUCCGUCAGCUGCUACUGCCGCAGGCUCUGCAGAAAAGCCGCAUCACCACCAUCCUCACCACCACAGCCACCACCACCGCCACCACCACCAGCAGCAGCAGCAGGUGCAGCUUUACACCAGCCCCAGCGGACGCAAUCUGUGGCUGCCUGUGCCGCCUGCUGCCGCCGGCAGUAGCCGCGCCACCCCUACCUCCGGCGGGCCCAUAGGCGCGGGCGACGGGUCCCCCGCUGACCUUGCUACAGCCGCCGGCCAGCUUGCUACUGCCCCUGGCGGCGCCUCGUUUGCCCCGUCGCACCUCCCACCACACACCACGCCAACGCCAGCCGCCGCGGCCGCCGGAGGAGCAGGCGCGGCCAUGUCUGCCGCCACGCCGGCGCCGCCACUGGGUGGGUCGAAUCAGGGGCAGGGUGCCGUCGGCGGAGGAGGUCCCAAGGACCAGCAACUCCAAACACACCUCGACCAGCAGCAGCACCAGCAGGAGCGCUCAACGGAGCCGCGCCCGCUGCCUGACAACAGGCCUCCUCAGCACCACCAGCACCAGCAGCGCGGGUCGGCUCCCACGCCCUUCCUCAACCCGCCACCACCACCAGCCCCGCAGCCGCAGCCCUCCCUCAGCUACCCCUACCAGUCUGGCGGGGGCGGCGCCGGGACGCGUGGCGGCGGCGGCGCCAGCCGUGCCAGCAGCGUUACGGGCGUGGGUACGGCGGCGGGUACGGCAGCGCUGAUGUCGGCGGCGCCGUACGGCGGGCAUGUGGAUCUGGAUCUGGAUGUGGCGGUGGUGGGCGCGGGGGUGACGGGGCUGGCCACUGCCCUGGCGCUGAAGAGGGUGCAUCCGCGCCUCCGGGUCAAGGUGUUUGACCGGCGGCCCGCCCCGCCGCCGCCCGACCGCAAGUACGGCAGCUACUGUCGCCUGGAGCCCAACGGCAUGCGGGCGGCGGCGGCGCUGGACCCGCGGCUGCACGCCGCCAUAUGUGCACACGGGCUGAGGGCGCGGCCAGUGCUGGUGCACGAUACAGACGGCAGCCUGAUCACGCGUCUGGAGGAGCGCGGCAGUGCGGCGCUGCGGCGCUUCGGCGAGCCACACAUCACCAUCGGCUGGUACGAGCUGGAGCAGGCUCUGCUGGCGCUGCUGCCGCCGGGCACUGUGCAGUACGGCGCGCAGUACCUGGGGCACCGCGAGCGCGACGACGGCGUGUACGUGGCAUUCAGGCCUGCAGCCGGCAGUGGCAUGGGCCUCAGCAGCUUUGGCGGCGGCAGCAGCGCCGCCGCCGCCGCCGGCGGCCCCGACCACCAUCAGCAGCAUCAGCACCAGCCACCGCCCCCGACCCAGGGCCAGGGCCAGGCAGACAAGGGCCGGAGCCAGAGGCAGCCGCCGCGGCGGCAGCAGCGGCGCAGGGGCCAGGACGUGGCGGUCGCGGCGGCGGCGGCCGCGGCUGUGAGCGCCGUGCCGGCGCCGGCACUGGUGCGGUGUGGCUUCAUGGCGGCAGCGGACGGGCCGUUUUCAGAAGUCCGGCGGCGGGUGGUGCGAGACGGCGACCCCUUCUAUGACGGCGUCGUCAAGUGGCUGGGCCGGCUGCCUGGUGACGACGUGCCCGCCCUGCCGCUGGACUUCAACGCGGUGUGGCUCAGCCCCGGCCGCACCUUCCUGUCGCACUGCCUGGCGGGCGGCGACGUGGGCUGGGAGGCGGUGGUCACCGAGGCAGACCUGCGCCAGUGCGGGUUCAGGUACAAUACGUCUACCCGGCGUGUGGAGCGGCUGAGCACACCGCCCCGCCACACGCCCUCCCUGCGCACCGAGCCGUCCAUGGGCCUGGGGCUGGGGCUGGGGCUGGGCGCACGCGUCGGCAGCAGGCAGAUGAGCGUCAAGUCCGGUGCUGGCGGCGCUGCCCGCCGCCCGCCGCCGUACGGCUCAAUGGAGGACACCGCCCGCCGCCUCUUCAACGGCGGCGGCGGCGGCGGCGCACUCGCCGAGGCGCCCGCCAUCGCCGCCGAGGCCGCCGCUGGCGGCGGCGCCGCCACCGAAGGCGGGGACGCAGCAGAGCUUAUGGCUAUGCUCCGUAUGGGUGGCGGGGUUGGUGGCGGGGGUGGUGAGGAGGUGGAGGGAUUGGAGGAGCCGGGCACGGGGGAGGAGGAUGAGCGGAUGACGGCUGGCGGCGGGCCGGGCGGCGGCGGCCAGAGUGACGAGGAGGAGGACGAGGAGGAGGAGGACGCACGCGGCAAGGGCGAGACCAUCCAGCGGCUGCUGGCCCUGUUCGGCGGCUUCCCGCCCGAGGUGCGCGCCAUGCUGCGCAACAGCCGCCCCAGCGGGGUGGUGGAGGCGGGCGUGUGGGUGCGCCGCGCCGCCGAGCUGCCGGCGGCGCUGGGGCGCGGCCGCGUGCUUAUCCUGGGUGAGGCGGCGCACCCCAUGAGACCCAGUAGCCAGGAGGAGAACCAGGCCCUGGAGGACGCGGCUGUGCUGGGCGCGUGUGUACAGCGGCACGGCCUCAACAAGGAGGCGCUGAGGCGCUACGAGGCGGAGCGCAAGCCGCGGUGGAGGCACGUCAUGCAGCUGGCCAUGGCAGCCAACAGCACCCCUUCGGCUACCAGCUCCGGCCUUUCGGCUGCCCUGCUCGACUACAACUCCGCCCUGCACGCCGCGGCCUUUCAGCGCCUGCAGCCGCCGCUGGGCUGGCGGCUGGUGGGCGCGCUGCGGCGGGCGGUGGGGGUGUCGCUGCUGACAGGCAUCACAGCGGCCGGCACCCUGGGCCUGACCAUGCUUGUGUCUGACGCCAUCGCGCUGUCCGCCAUCGGCGCCGCCGCCGCCGCCGCCCACCUCGCAGGCGCCGCCGGCGGGCUGUGGCUGGGUGCGGCGGAGCUGCUGCGGCGCAGUGGGCGGCUGCCGGCGGGCGCCCAGCUGCCCGGGCCGCUGGCCGCCGCGGCGGGCGUGAUGGCACACCUGCGCGACCGCCUGGCAGACGCAUCCGCCCAAGCCAGCCGUGUGGCCGCCAGCACCGGCAGUGUCGCCGCCGGCAUCCACGCCGCCGCCGCCGCCGCCACAGAGGGGCACGCCGCGCCGCCGCCGCCGCCGGCCGCACACAAGCCCCCGCGCCGCUGGGCCAUUCCGGGCCUGGGCUGGCGCCGCCGCCGCCGCCGGGAGGCGGACGCGGAGGCGGCGGCCGCUGCAGCUACAAGUGAGGCGGAGGCACAGGCGAUGGCGGCGGAGCGGCAGCGGGAGCGGGAGCGGGAGGAAAAGGCAGCGCCGCUGCCCUGGUGGCGGCCGGACCGACUGGCACGCCGGGCUAAACCAUCCAUUGUGCAGACCGCAGCUGCGGUGGCGGCGCCGGCGGUGGUGGCGGUGGAGGAAGCCGCGGCCGCCGCCAGCGGCGCCGUGAGCCGGGCACGUGAGGCGGUGGUGGGCACCAAAGACCUCGUGGUGGACAAGGUGGAGGACGCGGCGAUUGCGGCGGCGGCGGCGGCCGCAGGCAGUGCCACCGACGUGGCCUCGAGGGCGGUGCAGAAGCGCAUCGCCCGCUCCCUCGGCGCCUUCUGACAGCAGCAGGAGCAGGAGCCGCAACAACCCGCCCACUACCAGCACCAGCAGCAGCACCAACAAUACGGCGCGAGCCCUUCUCCCCAGUCGCCACACCGCGGCGAAGGCGGCCGCAAUGGAAUUGAUGAUGGCGACAAGGCUGCGCUGCCAAGCGGCGGGAAGCGGCAGCGGGCGCCAACCGCGGGGGACUGCUGGGCAUCCGCGCUGUGGUUCGGGGGCGGCGGCGGCGCCGGCGCCGGCAGCGGGUGGCGCGGCAACGGGGCUGGUGUCACAGGCGGUGGCGGUUGGGCAGGCGGUGCGGAUACAUCGUCUGCGGCAGCGGUGGGCGGGCUGCAAGGCGCUGAUGCUGCUUGUGCCGCUGAAGGGGGUGCUGCGGGGUGGUGGUCAGGGAACGGCGACGGUAGCAGUGGCGGUAGUGGUGUUGGGGGUGUUGGGGGUGGUGACAAUGGUGGUGGGGCGGCGACGGAUGACGGGGCGUGGGAUGUGAUGGUCACGCUGAUGCACCAGAGGGCGCGGCGGCGCAGGCUGAGCAGUGCGGCGGCUGGCAGCGGUAGGGAGCAGGGGGCGGCGGCGGGACCAGGGGGCAGCAGGGGCGGCGGCGGGGGUCGUCAUGGCGGCGCCGCCGGGGGCAGUAGCAGGGCAGCGGGUGUGGCCGGCUGUAGCAGCGACCCGGAGAUUGGUGGGGAGGCGGGGAAGAAGAGGCCGGGGAAGAGGCAGAUUGGGUGGGGGGUGGGACGACGGCUCGGAUGCACCGGGCUCACGAGGGCUCAGAGGAGUCGGAUGGGUGAUGCGGCGCGUGUGCUGGGUAGGUAGGUAGCCAGGGUUUUGUUGUGCUCAGGGAGUUUGGUAGCCAGGGUUGCGCAAUAUUGGCGUUGCGUUAGUUGUUUGAGUGCCUAAGCAGGUUGCAGGGUGCUGAGGAUGCUGCUCCGGAUUCUUCGUUGGU